AUGUCGUCCCGUGUCCCAGACAGCCAAAGAGUGAAGUGGGAGAACCCUGAACAGAACACAGCGAGUCUGGAUCAGUUUGAACGGUUGAAAACUCUGGGUACGGGUUCGUUUGGCCGCGUCAUGCUGGUCAAGCACAAAGAGACCGGGCAACACUUUGCCAUGAAGAUCCUCAACAAGCAGAAGGUUGUGAAGCUGAAACAGAUAGAACAUACUCUGAAUGAGAAGCGUAUUCUGACGGCUGUCAGCUUCCCUUUCCUGGUACAAGUAGAGUUCUCCUCUGACAACACUAACCUGUACAUGGUGAUGGAGUAUGUACCUGGUGGAGAGAUGUUCUCUCAUCUACGACGAAUCGGCAGGUUCAGUGAGCCUCAUGCUCGGUUCUACGCGGCUCAGAUCGUUCUGACCUUUGAGUACCUGCACGCCCUGGACCUCAUCUACCGAGACCUGAAACCGGAGAACCUUCUCAUAGACCAGCAGGGCUACAUACAGGUGACAGAUUUUGGUUUUGCUAAGCGUGUGAAAGGUCGAACCUGGACACUGUGUGGAACCCCAGAGUACCUGGCCCCAGAGAUCAUCCUCAGCAAGGGGUAUAACAAGGCGGUAGACUGGUGGGCGUUGGGUGUGUUGAUCUAUGAGAUGGCAGCCGGUUAUCCUCCCUUCUUCGCUGACCAGCCCAUACAAAUUUACGAAAAGAUCGUCUCUGGGAAGGUGCGUUUCCCCUCCCACUUCAGCUCUGACCUGAAGGAUCUGUUGAGGAAUCUACUACAGGUGGACCUGACCAAGCGCUAUGGCAACCUGAAGAACGGCGUCAACGACAUCAAGGGACACAAGUGGUUCGCCACCACUGAUUGGAUCGCCGUUUACCAGAGAAAGGUGGAGGCCCCGUUCGUUCCUAAGUUCAAAGGCCCAGGUGACACCAGCAACUUUGAGGAGUACGAAGAGGAGGAGAUCAGAGUCUCCAUCAGUGAACAGUGUGCCAAGGAGUUCACUGACUUCUAGACCCAACCAGAGAGAGAGGGAUUGAAGGAAGAAGAUAAGGAAGGAAGGAAGGAAGGAAGGAAGGAAGGAAGGAAGGAAGGAA
Molecule: messenger RNA, 1081 nt
Organism: Oncorhynchus keta (chum salmon)
Lineage: Eukaryota; Metazoa; Chordata; Actinopteri; Salmoniformes; Salmonidae
Product: cAMP-dependent protein kinase catalytic subunit alpha-like
Exons: 10
Coding region: 1-999 (332 amino acids)
Biological process (GO): peptidyl-serine phosphorylation
Cellular component (GO): cAMP-dependent protein kinase complex; nucleus
Molecular function (GO): cAMP-dependent protein kinase activity; ATP binding; protein kinase A regulatory subunit binding
Source: RefSeq, a predicted model, not a curated record